GACGUGGCAGAUAGAGCUGCUAAGGGAGACAAGACUAUGUUCUCUGCUUUUAUGUCAGCAUAUUGGCUGGCAAAACAUGAAGUGGCCAACUCCAAACUUUUGUCCCUUCUUAAACUUCUUGAAACAUCUGGAAUAGAGCAUAUGAAAUAUUUUUCAUACAAAGGUGAGGAAACACUUCGUGAUAUUUUUCUAACAAUUGGUGAAGUAAUCCAAGAUACAAUCAUACAACAAGCAACUCAAGCUGGAUGCUAUGGUAUUUUAAUGGAUGAAGUAAGUGAUAUUUCAGUUCUGGAAUUAUUAGUAACUUUCAUACAGUAUGUUCAUGACGGGGAAGUGAAAACAAAUUUCCUUUUUGUUGAAGACCUCCUCAAGGCCUCCAGCUCAGCUGAUGCAAACACUAUCUAUACA
Molecule: messenger RNA, 408 nt
Organism: Porites lobata
Lineage: Eukaryota; Metazoa; Cnidaria; Anthozoa; Scleractinia; Poritidae
Source: the annotation of a GenBank genome assembly